UUCGACAAUGCUUCAUUGUUUAUUUGGUUCUCAGUAAUCGGGACGGAGUGAGUGCUCUCCUCUGUAUACUCGGUCUUAACGAUCUAAUUUCUAUGCCGCUCAUUCACUCGGCAACGCGGAACCGCCACCUCAGGGGGUUGCCAUGACAACGGGGAAACGAUUCCGGCGCAUUCUCCGUAGUCCCCUGUUGGUUACCAAAGCAACCGACACACAAAUCCAGGAAAACAUCCGGUAAAGACCUUGGAUCGAACGUGGAAGUCGAAAUCGAACGUUGUUGUUUUUUUUGUGUGUUUUUUUUUUGGAAUCACCAGGAUCCAAGGACAUCCACUUCACAAAAACAACAACAACAAACAAAACAUGACGACCUCAUCUCCUCCUUUCUUAGAGAGCAAAGACCCCCGUCUGAAACUCAACGUGCACAACAGAAUACGCAACGUUUUUGUGACACAGGCAGAGGACACAACAAGACCUGAACAGGACAGAGAUGUCAAUCACAUACCAGUUGUUACAGAGACUUCCAGCAGACUCCUUGAGGCAGGAGUGAACACUUUGCAAAAGACCCUUGUUUUGAAGAAACGGGCAGAGUUGGAGGAGGUGGACGAGCUUCUUGCCCUCAGACGGCAGGAGUUCAAGAGCUGCGUGGCUGAUUUAACUCAGAGGAAAUCUGAACUGGAGAUAAAAUACCAGCAGACAAAAGAAAGGGCGAUGAAAUUCGAGAGGUUCGUGUCUGAAAAUGAAAUGAAGCGACAGAGAGCGAUGACGAAGUACGAAGCCGCGCGGGAUCAGAACAUUUCGAAGCAGAGGGAGAUCGAAGAUCUGACGGAACAGCUGAAACAACUUCGAACGAGACAGCAAGCUUUAAAGGACAGAAUGGCAAAACAUAAAAUCUAUGAGGACUACCUGAUGAAGACACUAGAGUACUUCCCUCACACUCACUUCGAUAAUGGCUCUGAAUCUACGGUUAUGCCCAUUAUUCAACGCCACGAAACGCUGUCCGUCACCAACCGGGAGCUGCUGCAACGCCUGGGGCACCUGGAGGAGCAGGUGGAGGAGGACCAGCGACGGCUGCACACCAUGAAGCAGGAGCACAGCAUCAAGAAACUGAUGGUGAACAAAGAACUGUCGGAACUCCAGAGCGAGUUAGAAAUGCUCAAGGAGAAGAACAAGCAGGCAGAGGUGAACCUGCUGAUGGUGCAAGGCCUGUCCAGAGAGAAGAUUGAGGAAGUGGGAAGCUUGCUUAUGGCCAUCAACAACCUCGCAGAGCAAUGUUAUCUACCAACAUUUGGACCUCUGGAAAACAUGAACGUACUGACAAUGAUGGACAUGGUGAAGGAGUACAUUCUGGACAAGGCAGACACGGAGAGGAGAGCGAGACGACUGAUGGAGUCCGGGUCCGCGAUGACCAGCAGGACAGCUUUAAUGGACAAAAGAGAGAGGACAUCAAUGAAAAGCAUUAGCGGCAAAACACUAACAAAAAGCUCGAGUAAAGUCAGUAGAAAGAGCGAGACGAUAGGUUGAUGUAGAACGUGUACAAUGUAUUAGCAUGUUUCUAUACUUACAGAAUGUUGUUGAUAACACAUUUAUUAGUCCACCGGUCAUAAAAAGGAAAAAAUAUAGAUUUUUAAGUGUUUAAAAGUAAAAACGUUUUGAUAUUUAUUUGGCAAAUAAAACUGAAUUCACCUUUUUC
Messenger RNA from Solea solea (common sole), 1687 nucleotides. It is a transcript of the gene ccdc197, whose product is annotated as coiled-coil domain-containing protein 42 homolog. The record is from RefSeq and is a predicted model, not a curated record. The transcript is spliced from 9 exons. Bases 358 to 1518 code for a protein of 386 amino acids. NCBI's taxonomy places the organism in Eukaryota, Metazoa, Chordata, Actinopteri, Pleuronectiformes, Soleidae.